This is a messenger RNA of Laetiporus sulphureus 93-53, 800 nucleotides long. RefSeq lists its product as uncharacterized. The transcript has a single exon. The record is from RefSeq and is a predicted model, not a curated record. NCBI's taxonomy places the organism in Eukaryota, Fungi, Basidiomycota, Agaricomycetes, Polyporales, Laetiporaceae. The coding region runs from base 420 to 638 and encodes 72 amino acids.
CGGCACAGACUAUGGACGACAUACCAUCGGUGAGCAGUGUUCCGUGCACGAUAGACAUUGCAGUGACAAUGGCUGAUCUAUGUCGGCAGGGAACCAUCGAUCGUACAUCUGGCACUGUCAACGACGGCUCAUCGAUGAAGAGAGCCACGGAUGACACCUCCGGUAUAAGCUCGGACGAAUCCUCUCCUGCCUCGACUCCGACGUCCGUGUUGGCGGAUCUCCCGUACAUCCCGGCGGGCCCCAACGCGGAGAGGCAAAAUGCACACGGAACGGUUGUGCAACAGCCAACGCUAGCAUCGAUGGGUUUCGGUCCGCGGGCGAGUGUGGUACACCGUAGAAACAAUGGCAACACGGUUGGGACGACGACGAACACGUACACCGGGGUGUCGACCUUGCCCACAUUCAGGAGGUCGCGCAGAAUGUCACCGGCGGAGCUGAACUUCUACAAUGAGUACUUCAGUUACCUGCAGUCAGAGAAGCCCUUCGCCAUGCAGCGGGCCCCUAGAAGGCAUGCUGCGACGAGGGCGGCUCGUACAACGAUGACGGAGCAGCUUGCGCAUAUCGAGGCCGUGAUGACGAGGUUGGCCAUGCAGUCCGAGAGCGAGCUCGAGCUGGUGUCUCCGGAGGUCACGGUUUAGACCGCCGUCACGUCGAUUUUCCUGCGCAUUGUAGACGGAAACCCGAUGCAGCCGGACGCAAACGGUCUAAUGGAGCAACAGAGGAACAUUGAGGCGGGUGGAGGGUCCUCAUGAGAGCGAGAGGUUGAUGGUGGCAGGCUAUGCGAAGAGAACGAAAUAUGG